Molecule: messenger RNA, 1551 nt
Organism: Caenorhabditis briggsae
Lineage: Eukaryota; Metazoa; Nematoda; Chromadorea; Rhabditida; Rhabditidae
Exons: 7
Coding region: 1-1551 (516 amino acids)
Source: RefSeq, a predicted model, not a curated record
AUGGGGUCUUCAUCGUAUGGAAGAAUUUCUAAAAAACUGAUUCUAUUGCUCACUAUUUCGGUGUGUUGUGGCUAUGUUUAUUACAAAUGCAAAGAUUUUGGCAAUGAGAUCAAUGAGGAUCCAGAGCAUCCAAAAGGCGAUUCAGCAGAAAUCAUCGAUGGAACUCCAGCUCCUCCAGUUUCCGAAUAUCUACUGAGUGAAGAAUCCGAACGGUUGACCCGAAAAAUUCCCGUUUCUCAUGUCUUCGUGGCAUCUGCUUAUUAUUAUCCCACUUCUAAAUCACUUGGAAAUAACGCUGUCGCAUUCAACAUGGUUGUGGACUCCAAAAACUUUGAUAUCUCAAAACACACUUACAACUUUGUGGGCUCGAAUGGAACGCACACAGAAUCAGGAUUCGCAAUUUCUCAGAUUGAAGAAGAGGAAAUGUGCCGAUACGCACCGACAGUGGCUAGAGGGAAUACGGUGGAGAAUUUGAAGAAAUUGGAAUUGGAAUCUGGUGGAACAAAAGUAGAGAUCCCAUUCAAAAUGGCUCGAUACACUGCUCCAAAACCUGUUAUCAUUUGUAUCUCUCCCCAAUUUGUCGCUGAGCAAUGGCAAAUUUUCUUGAUGCAUGCUCAUACUGCUCAUAGAUUCGGAGCUCACAUUCACAUCUAUGUCAUUUCAAUUGUGAAGGCAUAUUUUGAGUUAAUGAAAGAAUACGAGCGUCAAGGAUAUUUGACAAUCGAAAAGUGGAUGAGAAUGAAAUUCGAUAAGCCUGGAUCUCAGUAUUUCGAGCCGAAUCUAAAUACAGAGCUCAGAAAUCAAGCUGGUGCACUACGGACUGAAGCUGCCGAAUACAUCGCCUUCUUUGAUCUGGACGAUGUACUCUUCCCACUCAACUAUCCCACCUAUCUUGAGGAGUUCAAUGCCGAAUAUGCACAAAAGCCAGAUGCCACUUCUUUGGUGUACGGUAGACGAGAACAUGAGUUCAUUAAAGCCGAAACACUAGCUGAGUACGAUUUCCAUGAACUGGUCGCCAGUUUGAAAACUUCUUACACGAGAGCAGGAAAAGUGGUCGUUAAACCGGAUCGUCACAAUACUACGUGGAUUCAUGCAAGCCAUCGAGAAGAUCCGACAAAGAGAAUCCAUAUCAAAACACCUCAUCUGAUCCACGUGCAACGACCGAUUCAGAAGAAUGGAAAUAAUGAAAUUAAGGAUAUGUGGAAGUCGAGAUUUUGGCGAUUCAACGAGACGAUUCAUGAAGUGGAUAUUGCUGCAAUUCAUGAAGAUAUUCAAAGGAUGAAGAAAAAUAAAGAAGUAGCCAGAAUCGCAAAGCGCCUUCCCAGUAGAGAUUUUUACUUCCCAGUUGUGUUCAAAUGUUAUUUAAAACAGUUUUAUGGUCGAAAGCUCACCGAGUGUCCAAAUGCCGAAAAAUGUGUGAUGCCUCAAAGGAAGGAUAUUAAAUGUAUGCAUACUGAUGCCGAAUAUUUUUCGGGUCCAUCAUCCGAGCCAUUUACUUUCCAUUAUUUUACUAAUCCAUUCUGGUCGUCUGAUUAUGGGUGCUACCAAUAA